AGGAGUGUGGGCCCAGAACCGUGUCUACGCGGGAAACCUUUAACCCGGAAAGUUAUGAAUUGGACAAAAGCUUCCGGCUAACCAGAUUCACUGAACUAAAGGGCACGGGAUGCAAAGUGCCUCAAGAUGUCCUGCAGAAGCUAUUGGAAUCCUUCCAAGAGAACCACUUCCAAGAAGAUGAGCAGUUUCUGGGAGCUGUUAUGCCAAGACUUGGCAUUGGAAUGGAUACUUGCGUCAUUCCUUUGAGGCACGGUGGUCUUUCCUUAGUUCAAACUACAGAUUACAUUUAUCCUAUUGUAGACGACCCUUACAUGAUGGGUAGGAUAGCAUGUGCCAAUGUCCUCAGUGACCUGUAUGCAAUGGGGGUUACAGAAUGUGACAAUAUGCUGAUGCUCCUGGGAGUCAGUAAUAAAAUGACUGACAGGGAAAGGGAUAAAGUGAUGCCCCUAAUUAUACAGGGUUUUAAAGAUGCAGCAGAGGAAGCCGGAACAUCUGUAACAGGUGGCCAAACAGUAUUAAACCCCUGGAUUGUCCUGGGUGGAGUCGCUACAACAGUCUGCCAACCCAAUGAAUUUAUCAUGCCAGAUAAUGCAGUACCUGGAGAUGUGCUUGUGUUAACAAAACCCCUCGGUACGCAAGUGGCUGUUGCUGUACACCAGUGGCUAGAUAUUCCUGAGAAAUGGAAUAAAAUUAAGCUAGUGGUCACCCAAGAAGACGUCGAGUUGGCAUACCAAGAAGCCAUGAUGAACAUGGCGCGGCUCAACAGAACAGCUGCAGGACUUAUGCACACAUUCAACGCCCAUGCGGCCACUGACAUUAUGGGUUUCGGGAUUUUGGGCCAUGCACAGAACCUGGCCAAGCAACAGAGGAACGAGGUAUCAUUUGUGAUUCACAACCUUCCUGUGCUAGCAAAGAUGGCUGCUGUGAGCAAGGCCUGUGGAAAUAUGUUUGGCCUCAUGCAUGGGACCUGCCUGGAGACAUCAGGAGGCCUGCUAAUCUGUUUACCACGUGAGCAAGCGGCUCGGUUCUGUGCAGAGAUAAAGUCCCCAAAAUAUGGCGAAGGUCACCAAGCAUGGAUUAUUGGGAUUGUAGAGAAGGGCAACCAUACAGCCAGAAUCAUAGACAAGCCCCGGAUCAUUGAAGUUGCACCACAAGUGGCCACUCAAAACGUGAAUCCCACACCUGGUGCUACCUCUUAAUCUAAAUAGAGAUAGCCAUUUGGUUUUGUUUUAAAUAGAUAUAUUUCCUUUACCAUAACUUCAAUUAAAGACUACAGUAUAAGCAGCAACAAAAAUCUCAUUGUGUCUACACAUCUGGUGACCUUAGGUCGGUUUGUGAGUGGAUACAAUUAAUAAAAUGAAAUCCAUGGCCUUCUUUCCCUGUUACAUUACCUGAAGAUGCACCUGAUCUUGAGGCAGCUUCUGAGUUGAGGAUUAUAUUGUUAUUCAAUACUGUUGAUUCAUUUUGAAUCUUAGACACGUAUCUCUUGCCGCAUAGGCUCUUCCUAAAGGUGCUUUC
This is a messenger RNA of Octodon degus (degu), 1518 nucleotides long. RefSeq names its product selenide, water dikinase 1. The record is from RefSeq and is a predicted model, not a curated record. Gene Ontology annotation, cellular component: cytoplasm. Gene Ontology annotation, biological process: L-selenocysteine biosynthetic process. Gene Ontology annotation, molecular function: ATP binding; selenide, water dikinase activity. The coding region runs from base 201 to 1199 and encodes 332 amino acids. Lineage: Eukaryota; Metazoa; Chordata; Mammalia; Rodentia; Octodontidae. The transcript has a single exon.